Molecule: messenger RNA, 3991 nt
Organism: Danio rerio (zebrafish)
Lineage: Eukaryota; Metazoa; Chordata; Actinopteri; Cypriniformes; Danionidae
Source: RefSeq, a predicted model, not a curated record
ACUCCAACUAUUUAAUUAUGACUAUUAUUUUGAAAAAUGGUGCUGUUCAAAAAGGCUAUUUGUCAGCUACCCAAGUACAUUAUGAGGAAGAAGAUGAUGAUGAUGAUGUUGUUUUCCAGAUCUCAGGGGAAAGAGGAAGAGGCGGAGCGCAUGCUGAAAGAAUCGAUUCGGUUCGGCCCUCAUUUCGCAGAUGCGUACUCCAGUCUCGCCUCUCUAUAUGCUGACCAGGGACACUCAAAAGAAGCGAAUGAGAUUUAUACCAAGGGUAUUGAGAACUGUCCUGAAAGUUCUGACCUACAUAACAACUAUGGCGUGUUCCUGGUGGACACAGGUCGUGGGGAUCGUGCGGCCUUUCAUUACCAGGAAGCUGUGCGUCUCAAGCCAGCUCAUUAUGUUGCCAUGGUGAACCUGGGUCGUCUUCUCCGCUCAUCCAAUGAUAAUAAAGAGGCAGAGCUGUGGUACAAAAGGGCCCUGCAAGUGGUCCGUAAAGUGGAUAUCCUGACUCCUCUGGGUGCUUUAUACUACAACACAGGUAGAUAUGAGGAGGCUCUGGAGGUUUACAGAGAGGCGUCCACACUGCAGCCUGACAGCACAGAUAUCUGGCUAGCCCUGGCGCAGGUUUUAGCCAUGGCAGGUCGCUCUACGGAGGCAGAGAAAAUGACCCUGGGCAUCAUUUCAAAGACCAGCAACUGCAUUGAAUGUUACCGCUUGUUGUCUGCCAUCUACAGCAAACAAGGCAACCACACUGAGGCUCUGGAUGCAUUGAAGACGGCACUGCAGCAGGAAUCUUCAGAGCCUGCGGUGAGGGCAGAGCUGCACUUCUCAAUGGGAAACCAGCUUCGAGAAAUGAACGAGCUGGAUCGAGCCUUCCAGAGCUACAAGCUUGCUGUGGAGCUCAAACCCGAGCAGUCGCAAGCCUGGAUGAAUAUGGGUGGCAUUCAGCAUAUCAAGGGAGACUAUGCAGCAGCACGAAUGUACUACCAAAGAGCUCUUCUCCUCUCCCCCGACUCCAAACUGCUGAAGGAGAAUCUGGCCAAGCUGGACAGACUGGAGAAAAAGCUGCAAGGGGCCUAGAAGAACAGCGUGACCCAAACCAUCAGCCAAAUGAUGGAGGACAAGAGAGGCAGAAGAGCCCAAAUAAGACUCAGGAGAUGAUUAAUGACUGCUUUUUCCCCUCCAUGCUUUACACAGGGGGCUCUAGGAUACAACUCCUCCAAAUAUGACUCUUUUUAAGCCACUACAUCCAGGGCUGGACAUGCAGAUACCACUGACCUCCCCUACAUGAAAAAGUACUAUAAUAACUUACAGAAAAAAAAUGAUAGUGUUUUAAACCAUACUUUAGUAAAGCACUUGAAUUAAUGCAUUAGUUCACGAUACUUGCUAAAUGAACACAGUCACUAUAGUAGUAUAAACAAAUGUGGUGGUUCUACAGUUGCUAUGGUAACACAAAAGCUGUAGUGAUAUAAGCAGAUUUGGUGAUACUAUAGUUGUUAUGGCAACACAACCACUGUAGUAAUAUAAACAAAUGUGGUAAUUCUAUAGUUGCUAUGGUAACACAACAGCUGUAGUAAUAUAAACAAUGUGGUGAUUCUACAGUUGCUAUGGUAACACCACAACUGAAAUGUACACAGAUGUGAUGAUUCUAUAGUUGCUAUGGUAACACAACACCUAAAAUGUAAACAGACGUGAUGAUUCUAUAGUUGCUAUGGUAACACAACACCUAAAAUGUAAACAGACGUGAUGAUUCUAUAGUUGCUAUGGUACCACAACUAUAGUAGGAAAACACUUUGAUUCAAUAGUUAAUAUGGAAACAACAACUAUAGUAAUAUAAACAAACAUGCUAAUUCUGUAGUUGCUAUGGUUACAUAACCACUAUAGUAAUAUAAACAAACAAUUAAUGGUUCUAUAGUUGCUAUGGUAACAUUAAAACUAGUCAUUUAAAAAGAAAUGGUGAUUCUAUUGUUGUUAUGGUAACACAACUACAGUAGCAUUAAAUGUGAUUUAAUAGUUACUAUGGAAACAAUAACUAUGGUAAAAUAAACAAACUGGGUGGUUCUAUAGUUGCCAUGGUAACACAACCACUAGUAAUAUAAACAAACAAUUGGUCAUUCUAGUUGCUAUGGUAACACCAAAACUAUAGUAAUUAAAAGGAUGUGGUGAUUCUAUAGUUGCUAUGGUAACAUGAAAACCAUAGUAAUACAAACAAAUGAGGUGAUUCUAUAGUUGCUAUGGUAACACAACAACUAUAGUAAUAUAAACAAAUGAGGUGAUUCUAUCGUAGCUAUGGUAACACGAAAACUAUAGUAAUAUAAACAAAUGUGGUGAUUCUAUAGUUGCUAUAGUAACACAACAACUAUAGUAAUUUAAACAAGCAGGCUGAUUCUAUAGUUGCUAUGGUAAAACGAAAACUAUAGUCAAAUGGCCCAAUACUGUAGUUUCCUUCAACUAUAGUGCAUUGUAUACUACAAUACACCACAGUUUACUGUAGUAAAAACUACAAUAUUUAUUACAGUUUAUCAGUUCACUAUAUUUAAUACUACAGUGUGUUGCUGGAGUAUUCGUUAAAGAGUUGUAGAUAUUCUAAUAUAUGCAGUAUAAUACACUUUACUAAAGUAUGGUUCGUAAACACUGUAGUAUUUACUAUAAAUACUAUAGUAUUUUCAUCAUGUGGCACAGCAGCAUAUUUCAGAAGUUCUCGCCAUUUUCCCUGUUUGUUCUUGAUUUAUUCCAGGAUGUUCGAUCUCUGAGAGGGAUUUUUUGGGAUGUGGGGUCGUUCCACUCGACCGCUGCGACUCUGUUCUGCUUCACUGAUUGCAAAGCCUCUGAAAGCGUUUUGGACAAAUGCUGCGAGUUGUUAUGAAAUAUGACUGGGCAUCUACUAUGUUCCAUGAACAUGGCAGAUUUUUACAUAAGAAGUGAUUUUAAAUGAAGGAAAAGCCACAGGGUUUUCCAUCGUGUGCUUUAAUUUGAUUGUUUAUCAAGCGUCAAUGUUGUGGAAUGUAUUUUGGACUAAAGGCGUAUUGACCUGUGCAGUGAAUUACAUAUCAUAUUUUUCCUCCUCGAUAAGCUAGAAUGCUGAAUUCAGUUUCAAUUUCAAUCAGGGCUUGAUGUUAAUAUUUUUAACCUAGUGGUUUUCCAAAGUUACAAGUGGCUAAUUUUGUUUUAUUAUUAUUAAACCUGACCAUUGCAUGCUAAAAUUUGCUUGUCAGGGCAUUUUUUUCUUACUUAAAUGACAUUUUCCCCUAACCUUUUAUAAUUCGUCAUUUUUUUAAAUACUUUUAUGAAAAUACAAUAAAAAUGAAAUGAAAAUGGCACUUAAAUAUGCAUUCACAGUCAGAUUAAUGAAGCUCAAAUAUAGCAUGAGUGCAUUAACUGCAAAAAUAAGCUUAUGAUCUACCAUUUCUUUUUAAUAUACACAUUUAAAAUGCAGUCAUACCUUUGAAUAUGAAAGUAAACCAAGUAGCUUUUUUUAAAGACUCAGCCAUUCAUCGCAAAAAAAAAAAAACAGCAUCUAAAAUGUGAGUCACUUAAUAAUAUUAAAACUCCUCCAAUCUGAAUAGUCAAAACUGAAAGGAUGAGGAUGGAUAUUUGUAAAAGAAGCAUCCCUGAUCAUCACACUAAUUAACAAGAGGAUGAUCGGACAAACUAAACAGUCAAAACUCAAAUGAUGAGGAUGGAUAUUUGUGAGAACAGCAUCUCUGAUCAUUAAAAUGAUUAAGCAGACAAUGAUCAGAUGUUAUAAAUGUAGCAUAUUUGUUUGUGUGUUUAGGGUUCAGGUUAGUCUUCAGUUGUUUUGAUGUUCAUGAAAAUCUAAAGUCUCUGUCACACACGAACAGGCAGCAAGAGCCUCGACUGAAAAUCUCAAUGAAUCUCUUUCAUGUUGAAGAUUACCUGUCGCACUGGGCUCUCACUUGCUCUUCAGAAAAAUCCACUUAUCCCGAACAAGCCUUACUGUCAAGUCCUGUUAAAUAAAAUCCAUCUUUCCAAUGUG